CGGAGAGAGCAGGCUGUGGAGAGGAGAGUGGUGGGGUCCAGCUCACACACAGCUCUCCUGAACUUCAGCAGAUCUCAGCGUCUUACUUCUGCAACUGUAUCCAGCCUUCUCCUGCAGAUCGAACUAUGAACCGAAUUUACAACAACCCCCUACCUCAAAUCGCAGGUGAGUUGCACAGAUCACCUCUGGUCUACCUGUAUGGGGGAGACAGGACACUGAUGUCCAACCUGGGGUUUGCUUCUACAAAUAUGCUCUCCAGACAAGACCCUCCCCAGAAACCACCCUACAGCUACAUUGCAUUGAUAGCCAUGGCGAUUAAGGACUCUCCUGACCAUAGAGUGACUCUCAAUGGCAUCUACCAGUUCAUUAUGGAGAGGUUUCCCUUCUACCAUGACAAUAAGCAGGGCUGGCAGAACUCGAUAAGACACAAUCUGUCCCUCAAUGACUGCUUUGUUAAAGUACCAAGAGAAAGAGAAAAGCCUGGAAAAGGAAGUUACUGGACACUGGACCCCAAGUGUCUGGAUAUGUUUGAAAACGGUAAUUUCCGACGCCGGAAGAGGAAGCCCAAACUCCCAUUGUCUCCUGAGGAUAAAAGAUAUAAAGCAGAACCCUGUGACAGCAACGUGUGUGGGGUGGGGGAAGCUAGGGAACCAGAACCUGCUGGUAACAAUGCAGUAAUGAGUGGGAUAGCUCUGGAACCUGAUGCUCAGCUCUCUGGAGCUACCACUGAAGGACAUCCAAGCUCUGGGUGUGAUGAUGACCCUGGUCUGGAGAUGUCUUCUGAUGAGGAAGGUGACCCCAUGGAAACCACCAAUGUUCCAUCAGGUCAGGAUUCCAAUCACCCACGGGUGACCUCUGUCCAUUGGAACAGAUCACAUCCACCUUCAGUUUCCUUAUCUGCAGCAAGCUUGCCGGAAAGGGGUGUCUCACUCAACAAGGAGGAAGAAGAAACCACCAGCAAUCUGGAUUGUGAUGUUGGGAGUGAAAGUGCGAUGGAGAGGCAGAUUUCUUCUAUGGCACAGAAAAGUUUAGAAGAUGCCAACCAGGACGUGGCAAGACCAGGAACUUCAGACUGCAGCUUAAAGACCACCAACCAAAAAAUCCAGAACCCACCCAAACUCUUCAGCAUAGACAGCAUUCUGUCCAAUAAGCGGGUGUCAGGAUCUAAGGAGUGUGCCCAGGACAGGGCUAGUGUCCUCACAGGUAUAUCUAAGGUGACUAUGGACGGGCUACCUGCUAGUUACACAUUCCGCUCUCUGUUUCCAAAUCCCAAUGGGUGUCCUGUAUUCAAUGCCUCUCUAAUGAUUGAUUCCCAGGUGCAGGGCAGAUUUUACCAAUUAGGGGUGCCUGUGUUUUCUUAUCUCCCUCUAGCCUUGCCAGAUACGGGUUAUUCCCAGUAAAAGAUUUUCCUAAAAAGUUUCCUAUAUAUUUUUUUUUUAACCUUGAAUUAAAUCGUUCACAUCCAUCCUGUGUUAGAAUCUAUCCUGCA
Messenger RNA from Pelobates fuscus (common spadefoot toad), 1489 nucleotides. RefSeq names its product forkhead box L1 (gene FOXL1). Gene Ontology annotation, biological process: regulation of transcription by RNA polymerase II; cell differentiation; anatomical structure morphogenesis. NCBI's taxonomy places the organism in Eukaryota, Metazoa, Chordata, Amphibia, Anura, Pelobatidae. The record is from RefSeq and is a predicted model, not a curated record. Bases 126 to 1400 code for a protein of 424 amino acids. Gene Ontology annotation, molecular function: RNA polymerase II cis-regulatory region sequence-specific DNA binding; DNA-binding transcription factor activity, RNA polymerase II-specific. The transcript has a single exon.